Morus notabilis is the source of this 3150-nucleotide messenger RNA. RefSeq lists its product as uncharacterized. The record is from RefSeq and is a predicted model, not a curated record. NCBI's taxonomy places the organism in Eukaryota, Viridiplantae, Streptophyta, Magnoliopsida, Rosales, Moraceae. Gene Ontology annotation, molecular function: transcription coactivator activity; histone H3K4 methyltransferase activity; zinc ion binding. Gene Ontology annotation, cellular component: MLL3/4 complex. The transcript is spliced from 13 exons. Gene Ontology annotation, biological process: positive regulation of transcription by RNA polymerase II. Bases 172 to 2739 code for a protein of 855 amino acids.
ACUACCCUUGUAACUACUUAUCUUUUUUUUAUUUUUUAUUUUCUUUCAACAAUAUAUAUGAAAAAUAUUAUUAUUAAUUUAUUUUUUCGGCUAAAGUAAAAAAAAAUUUGCGAGCGAUCCUCCUAAAACAACACACACGAAAAAAUUCAAAUCAAAAUCUUCUCCCUCAAUAUGGCAUUUCACGUAGCUUGCCCAAUUACAUGCCGCCGAAUCUGCUUCUGCCCGCUAGGGUUUCCGCGGAGCCACGGGAAUGGCUUCCUAGACGAGGUCCGCAAGGUCGAGGAGUUUCUCAAGGAUCCGUGGGGAAUUAGGGUUAGGGAUGGAGAGAAGGGGGCUGCCACGGUUCAGGUCGCCGUUCCGCGGAUUGUGCCGCCUCCGCCGCCGCCUCCUCAGCCGGUCCUGCCCCCGCCGGCAGAUGCCGUCGACGAGGAGGCUGCCGCCGCCGCCGCUGCGGCGUCGGCGCAGGCCAAGCGCGCCGCCCUCCAGCGUAAAGCCGCUGCCGCCAUGGUCGCCGCGGAGGACUACGCUCGCCGCUUCGAGUCCGGUGAUUUGAUGGAGGCCCCAAGAGGUCCAGCGGGAGAAGAACAGGGUCAGUCCAAUGUUAAUGUGAUGUGCAGGAUAUGCUUUUUUGGUGAGAAUGAAGGAAGUGAGAGAGCAAGGAGGAUGCUUUCAUGCAAAAGUUGUGGCAAAAAGUACCACAGAAACUGCUUGAAAACUUGGGCUCAACAUAGGGAUCUCUUUCAUUGGAGUUCUUGGACGUGUCCCUCUUGCCGAAUUUGUGAGGUAUGCAGAAGAACUGGAGAUCCUAACAAAUUUAUGUUCUGUAAAAGGUGUGAUGGUGCUUACCAUUGUUACUGCCAACAUCCUUCACAUAAGAAUGUUUCGUCUGGACCUUAUUUGUGCCCAAAACAUACCAAGUGCCACAGCUGUGGCUCUACUGUCCCAGGAAAUGGCUUGAGUGUGAGGUGGUUUCUGGGAUACACUUGCUGUGAUGCAUGUGGAAGAUUGUUUGUGAAGGGGAAUUAUUGCCCUGUUUGUUUGAAGGUUUAUAGAGAUUCAGAAUCAACACCAAUGGUUUGCUGUGAUAUUUGCCAACGGUGGGUUCAUUGCCAAUGUGAUGGUAUCAGUGAUGAAAAAUAUUUGCAGUUUCAAGUGGAUGGAAAUCUCCAGUACAAGUGUGCCACAUGCCGUGGAGAGUGCUAUCAGGUCAAAGAUCUUGAGGACGCUGUGAAAGAGCUUUGGAGGAGAAAGGACAAAGCUGAUCGAGAUUUAAUUGUACGCUUGAGGGCUGCUGCUGGGUUGCCAACUCAAGAAGAAAUAUUUUCUAUUUCACCAUAUUCUGACGAUGAAGAAAAUGGCCCUGUAGCUAUAAAGAACGAGUAUGGGCGUACCUUGAAAUUAUCUCUGAAAGGGUUAGCUGAUAAUUCACCAAAAAAGACCAAAGAUUUUGGAAAGAAAUAUUCCAGUAAAGCAUCUGCAAAGAAAAAAGGAUAUCAGGCACCGGCGAUCAAUAAAAGAGAACCAGAUCUUAGUUUUGAAGGACAGAAUGCCGAAUCUUUCAGAUACAACUUGGGUCGUGACAAGAAUGGUGGCCUGUUGCCUCAGAAAGAUGAGGUACCAGAGACAUAUUCUUCUCCUGUUGCCGGAAGCCUGAGUCAUACAGAAGAGAUUUGCUCCAUCAAUCAGCCGGGAGUUUUAAAGCACAAGUUUGUAGAUGAGGUAAUGGUGAGCGACGAAGAUAGGACUUCAAGAGUUGUUAGAAUCAAGAGUAAUAAAUCUAAUGAUGUGGAUAGUGGAGAGGAUACUGGAAAGCAUUCUGGCAAGUCGAAAACUGUCAAAGGAAAAAAAUUAGUGAUAAAUUUAGGCGCACGGAAAAUAAACGUGACUAAUUCUCCUAGGUCUGAUGCUUCAACCGGCCAAAGAGAACACCAAGAGUUUGUGGCAUCCAAUGCAGGCGGUGAAGACACAAGCUGGCGGAGAACAAAUGACAACAAACAUGACGCCCCUACUAAAUAUAGUGAUGAGAGAAAUGAUUACUCUGGACAAUCAAUGGGUCUGAAGGUUGGAAGUAUCAAGUUGGGAAAAAUUAGGACUGCGGUUUCUGAUUAUAAUCCCAAAUUUGGCCAAGGGAGUGGUGCAGAUCCAUAUGAAACUGCUACCCCAGAACAAACUCAUACAUUGUUGGGGAGGGCUGUUCCUACUUCAGGAAGUGAGAGGGUAUAUUCGAGGAAGCAUUCAGAAAGACGGGCUGUUACAUACAAUGAGAACAAUGGUGAUUAUGGUCAAACACCUGUUUCACAUUCUUUGCCUAAAGAUCCAAAGCCUCUGCUGAAGUUCAAAUUUAAAAAGCCCAGUACGGAAAAUCAGAACUCUGCUAAUCAAGAGGAAGAAAAGAGUUCUAUUAAGGGCCAGAGGUCAAAAAGAAAGCGUCCAUCACCGUUCUUGGAAAAAUUGUCGAUCAGUGGAGCUGAUGCAACACAAGCUCAUCAAGACAAUUUAAUGGAUGAGAUCAUGGAUGCCAAUUGGAUACUAAAGAAGUUGGGUAAAGAUGCAAUUGGGAAGCGAGUUGAAGUUCAUCAGCAAUCUGACAAUUCUUGGCACAAGGGAAUGGUUGCAGACGUAGUGGACGGCGCAUCAACAGUAUCAGUUGUUCUAGAUGAUGGUAGACAAAAGCUUCUGGAACUUGGGAAACAAGGCGUUCGAUUUGUAUCUCAAAAGCAGAAGAGGUCAAAGACAUGAAUGGUAGACAAGUUAUUCAUGGUGAUUGUGACUUCAGGAGAACACUUUCUUUUGUAUAACAGAGGAAUCCUAGGAAUCGUCUAUUAAGUGUCAAAAGGCCCCUAGAAAUUCAAGUUUGCCCUUCUUGCAGCUAGGUUCUCACCGAAAAAUUGUUUGUUGGAAAUGUUUAGCUUUCCCUUCAGGGACUAAUUCAGUCCCUCUAAGAUUGAUGCCAUUUUUUUUUCCAUUUUUUUUUGAAAGGUACAAACUUGAUAUUCAGGAAUCAGCUGUAACAGGAUAUUGUUAGUGAGCCUCUAGAAUUGGGGAGAUUUGCAACUCUGGGAUGUAAUUAGAAUCCUUGCAUGUUAUAGUAGAUGUAUUAGCACUUCUUAGAAAUUAAAGAAUUAAUUUUGUUCCAAAGCAUCUCUACAG